Molecule: messenger RNA, 858 nt
Organism: Alligator sinensis (Chinese alligator)
Lineage: Eukaryota; Metazoa; Chordata; Crocodylia; Alligatoridae
Product: immunoglobulin alpha-2 heavy chain-like
Exons: 6
Coding region: 1-858 (285 amino acids)
Source: RefSeq, a predicted model, not a curated record
AUGUCCAUCAUGUUCCUCGCCAAGUCCCUGAUUGUCUCAUCCUUAGGUAAACCACCGACACGGCUCUUGGCACUUGUUUUCCACCUGCCCCAGCCUCAGCGGUUCCUGUUUGUGGAAGUUGGUGGGACAGCAGAGAUCCACUGCUCCUCCAGGGAAGAUAUGGAAGGGAGACAGUAUGUACUGUGGUAUGGGAGAAGGGCGGGUAAGGCUCCCACAUGCAUUAAGGACUGUGUGGAUGAUAAAAAUGUGAGCAAAUUUUCUUGCAAGCAUCAGACUCGCAGCACAUCACUGAUAAUCAGGGACAUCAAAAGGAAUGAGUCUGGCAUUUAUUACUGUGCACAUGACCUUGGCAGCUCACGGACUUUUGGGAAGGGAACCACAGUGAUCGUUGGAGACAGCUUCACCGACAGCAGCUCCAUGCUGCUCCUGGGCCCUGGUGCAGGGGAGAAGGGAGCCACGGAGCCUGCACAUCUGGCCUGUGUGAUCCGGUGCGUCUCCCACCUCGUCCAGGUGUCCUGGCACAUUCCCGGAGAGGAGCCAGCCCAGAGGCUGCCGCGCUUGCUGGAAGCCAGUGAUGGGUCCUUAACACUCAUCCAUGACAUCAGCAUCCCCUGGGCCAGCUGGUCCAGUGGGGCAAUGGUCACCUGUGAGGUGACGUUCAACUCCUCUCGCAGCAGUGUUACCAGACAUGCCAUGUAUUCUGCACCCCCUCGCAGCAGGUGCAGGCAGGAGGCCGUGCGCUACAUGGUGGUGGCUCUCCUGGUGCUGCUGAUGGUAUCUCUGACCUCCCUCUGGAUGUGCGUCUGCUCCAGUCCAGAAUUUCCGCUUGUGCGGUUCCCGGCGUCGGUGCAGCCCUAA